This is a messenger RNA of Papaver somniferum (opium poppy), 1244 nucleotides long. RefSeq names its product putative B3 domain-containing protein At5g58280. Bases 144 to 983 code for a protein of 279 amino acids. The record is from RefSeq and is a predicted model, not a curated record. NCBI's taxonomy places the organism in Eukaryota, Viridiplantae, Streptophyta, Magnoliopsida, Ranunculales, Papaveraceae. Gene Ontology annotation, molecular function: DNA binding. The transcript is spliced from 7 exons.
CUGUUGUAAAACAAACACUCCCUUGUUAAGUUUUGUGCGGAGUCGAGACUAGAAUCCCUAAUAAAUUUCAGGCCCCUCUUCAGAAAAAUUCUCCUUUCUGUGUAAACCAAAGAAAUUCAUUUAGUUCUCGUUCUGAUUUCCCAAUGGCAGAUGUUAACCCCUACGAAGAAGCUAGAAAACAACGUUUGGAUGAAAACAGAAGGAGAUUUCAGGAUUUGGGUGUCGAUAAGAUUGUCAAGAGUCUAACUCCAGUUGCAAAGCCCAAACCAAAAGCUAAACCUAAAUCUGCGACUGGGGCUCCUGUGGACCCUGAUUUAGUGAGACGUUCUUCACGCCCUCGUAAUGCAGCUACUUCCUAUGCAGAAGAGUUUAUUAAGGACCGUCCUCUGCGGAAAAAGCUAAGAUCAGGGACAUCUACCAGAGUUCGAAAGGCCCAUGAAAAAGUUGCUACUGCAGCACAGCGAGCUAAUGCUAUUAAACGUGCUGAGGAUUUCCGAGUUCAGCAUGUGCCUUCUAGUCACCCAUCUUAUGUCAAAUCGAUGCUCCAAUCUCAUGUUUACCAUGGCUUUUGGCUGAAUGUCCCGAACGAUUUCUGCCAAAAGUACUUAACGGAGGAGAAAAUGACAAUUGUGCUGGAGGAUGAAGAAGGUGUUGAGUAUGACACUAUCUACAUUGGAGAAAAAACGGGCCUCAGUGGAGGCUGGAAGGCGUUUGCUAAGGAUCAUAAGUUGGAUGAUGGAGACGCCCUGGUGUUUGAGCUUAUUAAGCCAACACGAUUUAAGGUCCAUAUCUUUAAAGGGAUUAUUGAUGGCGUGGGUGAAGCAAACACCAAGAAGCCAAAGAAAGUUAACAGAAGCAAACCUAUUAAGAAAGUGAAGAACUCAGAUGCAGAAGAGGAGGAUACUGAAGAGGUUGCUGAACAAAUUGCCAAACCAAGAGAGAGACAAACCCGGAACUCGAAGAAAGCUGGAGAUGAUUUGUAGGUGGAACUAAAAUGAUCUCAACUACAUUUGUGCCAUUUCAUUUUGGAGACCAUACACCUACUAACCUUAGAAAGUUUCAGUUCUGAUACUUGUUUCAAGUAAGGGUUAUUUCUGAUGUUACUGUAAAAAGAGUUGACAUGUAUAUCUGGUAUUUGCUAACUGCUACGUAGUUCUAAAUACUAGUGUAAUUUUGUGUGCCAUCUACAAUCUGGCGCAGUAACGGAAGUGACGUUUUAUAAUGAAUCAAAGAACGUUUAACUA